Theobroma umbraticum is the source of this 1212-nucleotide messenger RNA. RefSeq lists its product as uncharacterized. Lineage: Eukaryota; Viridiplantae; Streptophyta; Magnoliopsida; Malvales; Malvaceae. The record is from RefSeq and is a predicted model, not a curated record. Gene Ontology annotation, molecular function: calcium ion binding.
UUAAAGAAGAAAUAUUGCAGAAUAAUUAAGAAAUUAGGAGGAAGAAGGAAAAGAAGGGGAAAAUCCAUUUCCAUAUCCAAUCCCCGAUCCCAAGCCAAUAUGGAAAAUGAAAGUGAAAGCUCCGGUUCGGUACUUUUCAUCUCGUUCUGGAUCAGCGUAUCCACAACUUUCAGACGAAUUACUAAACUAAACUGCCACCUGCAAACGCCAACAUGACGCGCCCUCUACCCACGCGCCAAUCUGCCACGAGGCAACCACCCGCUAUGACCUUAGCUUCCCGUGCUGCAAAGGCGAAGGUUGUUGAAUAUUCCUGAAUCCAACCAAACUAACGACCACAUUUGCGCAAAGUUUACAACAUUUUCACAAAACAAAAUCUCUUCAUCGGAAAUAUCAAUGGGCAACACGUCGUCGAUGCUUACUCAAUACGACAUCGAAGAAGUACAACAACACUGUAACAACGCGUUUUCGCAGCAAGAGAUCGUGUCUCUAUACCAGAGAUUUUGCCAGUUGGAUCGAAACGGCGGCGGUUUCAUCUCCGCCGAUGAGUUCUUGUCCGUGCCUGAGUUCGCCGUUAAUCCUCUCUCUCAGAGACUAUUGAGGAUGCUAGAUGGAUUGAAUUUCAAGGAAUUCGUGGCGUUUUUGUCUGCGUUUAGUCCUCGUGCUACUCUGCAACACAAAAUUGAAUUUAUAUUCAAGGUGUAUGAUUCGGAUGGCAAUGGGAGAGUUACCUUUAAUGACAUGUUGGAUGUUUUGCAUGAUUUGACCGGCCAGUUCAUAUCUGAACAACAGAGGGAGCAAGUUUUGACCCAUGUUCUCGAGGAAGCAGGCUACACUAAGGAGUCCUUGUUAGUUAUGGCAGACUUUGUAAAGAUUCUUGGGAGCUCUGGACUGAAGAUGGAAGUUGAGGUUCCAGUGGAUUGACUUGAGGGAAACCAUUCUUUACUACAUUGAAUUCCAGGCAUCGGCAGCUUAGAUGUCUCUUUUAAAAAGGUUGAUGUUGUAUGCUUUUGUUUUAAUGUGUCUAGUUAACUCCGUCAAUUUAAAAAACUUAGCCUUUUUGCAUGUCACCAAACUUAAUGGGAAGGAGAAAAAGAAAGUAGCAUCUCUCCUUUGUUCGAAAAACAUUUUACUGGGAGGGAUCGGAAGAGAUACAUUUAUCCUUCCAAAACCCUGCAAACUCCCAUUUUUUGUAUUGACAAAUGUCUUUAUUUA